CGACCAUCGCCGCGCAAAUCUCCGUGCGAAACAGCUCAUAGAAAAAUCUCCCGCACUAAUCUUAAUUCUUAGUACUAUUGUUUACCCACAUUUCAAACUGUAACUGAAUAAACAGCUCAUAAAGAAAAACCAAAACACAAAGAAAGAAAGAAGAGAAACCAAGAUUUGUCAGCCAAAUUUAAUACAAGAAGAAAUAGUCAGUAAAUGAGGGGGAGCAUCAUCUCCUCAUUUAAAGCUCUCAACUACAACUCCCUAAUUCUACUGCCACGGCCCUGUCUUUUUAAGCGCCAUCACUUUCAUUUUAACAACAUCAAUUACUAUUAUUAUCUUUAUCCUUUCGUCAGACCUCCUUUCGGAAGCUCUUCCUUCUCUUCCUCCUCUCACUGGUCGGGAUCGGAAUCAGGUUCAUUCAUGGAGGUGGUUAAAGCAGCUUGUAGGCAAGGAUCAUCUGCUGCGGACAGUAUAGCAAUUCGAGCUGAUCAAAACAGUUACACUUACAGGCAACUCGUCGCCUCUGCGUUCAAUAUAUCUAGGCUGUUAUCCAGCAGCAACGUAAAAAUUAAUGAUGGAGUCAUUAGUGGGCAUGGAAAUCUUGGCGGAGCUCGAAUUGGUAUUGUAGCUAAACCUUCUGCUGAGUUUGUAGCUGGAAUGCUGGGCACUUGGUUUAGUGGAGGUGUUGCUGUUCCACUAGCCCUCAGCUAUCCUGAGGCUGAGCUCUUGCAUGUUAUGAAUGAUUCAGAUAUAACCUUUGUAUUGAGUACUGAAGAGUAUCGUGAAACUAUGCAAAGUGUAGCUGCUAGAAGUGCUGCACAGUUUUCUCUUAUUCCUCCUGUUCCCAAUAUUUCCUCAUCCCCAAAUGUUACUGAUCAAAUACAAAUUGGGGAGAUAGAAGCAGAAGGAAGUUUGAUAGGUGAAAAUCCAGCAUUGGUUGUCUACACUAGUGGUACAACUGGUAAACCUAAAGGAGUAGUUCAUACCCACAAGAGCAUCACUGCUCAGGUGCAAAUGCUGACCGAAGCUUGGGAGUAUACAUCUACUGAUCAGUUUCUGCAUUGUCUACCACUACAUCAUGUUCAUGGGCUUUUCAAUGCUUUACUCGCCCCUCUAUAUGCAGGCUCAACGGUUGAAUUUAUGCCAAAGUUUAGUGUGAGGGGAAUUUGGCAAAGAUGGCGUGAAUCAUACACAAUAAAUGGGAUUAAGGCUGAUGAUGCCAUUACUGUUUUUACAGGAGUUCCAACAAUGUAUACUAGAUUGAUACAAGGUUAUCAAGCAAUGGAUCCAGAGCAACGAGCUGUAUCUGCCUCUGCAGCAAGACAGUUGCGUCUUAUGAUGUGUGGCUCCUCUGCACUUCCUCAACCUGUCAUGCAAGAAUGGGAGACCAUUACAGGACACCGUCUUUUGGAACGGUAUGGGAUGACUGAGUUUGUCAUGGCAAUAUCAAAUCCCUUAAGGGGUUCACGGAAGGCGGGAACAGUUGGCAAACCAUUUCCUGGAGUUCAGGUCAGGAUUGCCGAAGAUAAAAGCGGGGGUGAUAUGAUGGGUGUGGGCGAGCUUUGUGUUAAAAGUCCUUCAUUGUUUAAGGAAUACUGGAAACUUCCUCAGGUAACUAAGGAAUCAUUUUCUGAUGAUGGGUUCUUCAAGACUGGGGAUGCUGGUAGAGUGGAUGAAGAUGGAUACUAUAUCAUUUUGGGACGUACAAGUGCUGAUAUUAUGAAGGUUGGUGGAUACAAAUUGUCUGCCUUGGAAAUUGAAUCAGUUCUUUUAGAGCACCCUGAUAUAGCAGAGUGUUGUGUGUUGGGCUUACCAGACAAGGAUUAUGGAGAAGCUGUAUCUGCAAUAGUGGUGCUGGAGUCUGAAACAAAAGGGAAACAAGAAGAUUCAAAUUCUGCUUUGAGUUUGGAAGAGCUUUGCAGCUGGGCUAAAGACAAACUUGCUCCAUACAAGCUACCAACAAGAUUAAUGUUGUGGGAUUCUCUUCCUCGUAAUGCUAUGGGAAAGGUUAACAAGAAAGAGCUGAAGAGACAGUUGGGUGGUGAAAAGUAAGCUGACCUUAUUGUAAAGUGAGAAGCUUAUAAUGGUUCCCUUGUGCCAAGCUCUGAAAUGACAAAUAAGACAUAAUUUUUUUACAGAUUUACUUAAUUUUAACUAUUUUAUGUGGCCUUCCCACAUAUUUCUGAAUGAAGAAAUUGUCUUUGAAGGGUAAA
Molecule: messenger RNA, 2204 nt
Organism: Theobroma umbraticum
Lineage: Eukaryota; Viridiplantae; Streptophyta; Magnoliopsida; Malvales; Malvaceae
Source: RefSeq, a predicted model, not a curated record